GGAAAUAAAAUCAAUUUGUGUCAAAUUUUGUGUCACCAUGAUUUUCUAAAAAUAAAUAAGUCUGACACAUGACCAAAUUUAUAAUGUGAAUUUGUAAUAAAUCCCCAACAUUAAGUAUGUAUGCAUAGUUAACGUGUACAUGACGGACAAAAAAGGGGUCCAACUCCUUCGUAUGCUAUCAUUUUUAUCAUUUUCGGUAACAUUACCAUAAUGAAAGUCUGUAAUAAGCCAAAUCCAAUGUCCGAUUAUCACGGUAAAAAAAGCUUCCCCCUCGGAUCUCAGAAUCCGUUGUGAUUUCAUAUUUUUGUUUUUUUUUAUCCCCUUAAUUCCCCUAUUACAUAUAUGAGUCGCACAGCAUUAUCUUAAUUCAAAAUGUUUAAAAUUUUUUCUUAUUUAAUUACGUUACGUUGAGCUUUCUAACGAUAAUUAAUUAACGUCAACCUAUAAUAUAAUUUAAUAAUUAACGAUUUAUAAUGUUUAAAAGAAAGUCAGCCGCUAUGAAUAUUCCUUCUCCAACACGGAGAGCAAAAUCUCCAAACGGAGGAAAUAAACGUAAUUCGAUAAAUUCUCCAAGAUUUUAUGAAAUUCUUGAUUAUGUUGCUAAUAGAAUGAAUGUUCCAGUACAAUUUGGCACAUUUAUGAAAAAACGCUUUAAUAAAGAUGAUAUAUCAGCACCUCAAGAUUUUGAACAUCUUAUUCAUGCUGAAAGUGGAGAACAAGCUGAAGAAGUUUUAAUUAACUGGGGUCAAAAUCCAGAUAAUCGUAAACAUUAUAAAACUCUUUCGAAAUUUGAUGGAACAUUAGUUCCUGAUAUUGAGACAAAUAAAAGUGGAACAGUUGUGAUUAAAAAGAAUGUUAAAACCGAAUUCCUUAAUAAUAAUAAUGAUAAUGAUCAAGAAAUAGUUCUUUCAUUAGCCACAAUUGAAAAAUCAGUUGCUGCGAAAGUUUAUUUUGAAAACUAUUUUUAUGGAAUACUAAAAAAACCAUCGGGAAGGUCCAAACGUCGUAUGCAAUUAGAGACAGAACUUGAGAAUAUGAAAAUUUCCGACCAAGAUAAAAGAGAAAUAAGACAAGAAUGGGUUAAUUUGGAAUCUGAUUAUAUGCGCUUAUUACGUAAAAAAAUUACGGUUAAUUCGUUUCAAAUGAUCAAAACUGUUGGUCAUGGAGCUUUCGGUGUCGUUAAAUUAGUUCGUGAUAUUUCAACCGGUGUUGUGUAUGCUAUGAAAAUUAUGAGAAAAGCCGAUAUGUUAAAGAAAGGUCAAGAAGGUCAUGUUAGAGCUGAAAGGGAUCUUUUAACUGCUGCCGCUGAAACUGCUCAAUGGAUUGUUAAAUUAAUUUACUCUUUUCAAGAUGCUGAUCAUUUAUAUUUAGUUUUGGAAUAUAUGCCUGGUGGUGACUUAUUAAAUCUUUUAAUUGAAAAAGAUAUAUUUGAAGAGGAAUUUGCCAAAUUUUAUAUUGCUGAAAUGGUCCUAUGCAUUGAAGAAGCUCAUAAAAUGGGCUAUAUUCAUCGAGAUAUUAAGCCUGAUAACUUCCUUUUCGAUGGUGAUGGACAUAUAAGACUUUCGGACUUUGGGCUAGCAACCGAUUUCCAUUGGGUACAUGAUUCACAAUAUUAUGAACAGCAAAGAAGAGAUCUUUUACGUAAAACUGGAGUUGAUAUUGAAACAGAUACCUUAUCAAAAGCAAUGUCUAAAAAAUAUAAAACAUCUAAGUGGAUGAAUCAAUGGUCUGAUGAAGAAGGAUCAGAUGAUGAUAUCCCUAAUACAAGAAUAUUAAGUUGGAGAGAUAAGCACCGAAAGAAGAUGGCAUUUUCUGUUGUUGGAACAAAUAAUUAUAUGGCCCCAGAAGUUUUAAGAGGAAUGGGUUAUGAUAAAGGUUGUGAUUGGUGGAGUUUAGGAAUUAUUAUUUUUGAAAUGUUGUACGGAUAUCCUCCAUUUUGCUCCAAAUCUCGUCAUACGACUCGUCUAAAGAUUAUUAAUUGGCGUCAAUAUCUUAAUUUCCCAGCACGUCCUCGUGUUUCACGUGAAGUUCAAGAUUUAAUUGAACGUCUUAUAUGUGAAAAAGAAGAUCGAAUAGGAUCAAAUCAAUCAUCUUCAACAACAAAACCAAAUGGACUUUAUAUGGCUGGCCGUAAAACAAAUCCAGGCCUUGGUGAUGCAUCAGAAAUUAAAUCACAUCCAUGGUUUAAGGGAAUUGAUUGGGAUAAUUUACAUAAGUCAACUCCACCAUUUAGACCACAAUUAAAAUCAGAUAUUGAUACAAGAUAUUUUGAAGAUGAUAUUGAUGAUAAUCCAUUAGCGCCACCUGGAGGUGUUGAAAGAAAACCGAAAGAUCCAAUGUUAAGAGAUAAACAUCAUGGUAAAGAUAUUCUAAAGAUGAGGAAAGAAUUAGCAUUUAAAGGUUACACUUAUAAGGGAUUGCCUUUGGAAAAUCAAAGAGGUGGUAUGGCUGAAAGAGUGAGAGAAAGAGGAGAAAUAAAUGAAGAAAGUCUGAGAAUUAGAUCUAUGAGUUUUUAAUAUAUAUUUUUUUUUUUUGGAAAGAUUUAAUGCUGAUUUAAUAACUUUUUUUGGAGGGAAGGUUCAUUGAAUUUUUAAAUGUUUCAUAUUGUAUAUAUAUAAUAACAUAAUAUAGCAUAAAUUAUUUAAUAUUAUAGAAUUAUUAUUUUUUAACCUU
Rhizophagus irregularis DAOM 181602=DAOM 197198 is the source of this 2673-nucleotide messenger RNA. RefSeq lists its product as uncharacterized. Gene Ontology annotation, molecular function: protein serine/threonine kinase activity; ATP binding. Lineage: Eukaryota; Fungi; Glomeromycota; Glomeromycetes; Glomerales; Glomeraceae. Gene Ontology annotation, biological process: peptidyl-serine phosphorylation; intracellular signal transduction. The record is from RefSeq and is a predicted model, not a curated record.